AGUGUGUGACUGUGUGUAUGUUGAGCUGUCAUUUUGUUCCAAAAAGUAUCAUCCAAUUACAACUAGAUUCAGAUUGUUUGCAACUCCAAAAUAAAUAAAAUCAAAACAUGGGAUAGACAAACAAAGUUUCAUUCCUUUUUUUUCUUCUUUCUUUACAUAUAGAUCUUUUUCUUUUUCUUCUUCCUUUUUUCAAGAUACUAAAUAACCAACCAUGGUUCAUACUCUGAAACCUUCUUGGAAACAAUCAUCAAUCAGGGUGACAUUUUGAUGAUAAUUUGAUCAUCAAAUAAAGUACUUGGUCUUAAGAGUUUUGAAGAUUUUGGAAGCUUCUUCAUACAUUGAUUAUGGUGACAUAAACUGGUGCAUUAAUAAAGGUUCUCUCCAACUCAUUGCUAUGGAUAAAAAGUUCAAACUUUUUGGAGUUGUUUAAUAACUUAGUAGUCUUAUCAAUGGGAUUUGGAAAUUAAAUUUACAGUAAUUGGUUGCAUUAAUUUUUACAUGAUGUUUAGUUUCUUCCUAGUACUGUGGCAUUGCAGUAAACUCCGACAUUUAACAUUACAAAUGAUGAUUUGAUUCGACAAUCAAGAAUGCAGAAACAUCAAUACAAUUCGAUGGAACCUCGAAAUGAGGAGUUCCAUUCUGCGCCACAACCGGUCCUGCAAGACCAUUUGGACGGCAUGCAUACCAAUACAAGGCCUCCUCCUUCCUUUAACAACGUGCUCGAAAAUAAACCUGUGCAUAAUUUCUCCAUACAGACUGGUGAGGAAUUUUCUCUCGAGUUUAUGAGAGAUAGGGUGAAUCUCAGGAAGCCGUCCUUUCCAAAUGUUGUAGGUGAUCCGAAUUAUUCAACAGGGUAUAUGGAAUUGAAAGGCAUUUUAGGCCAUUCAGGUUCUGAAAGCGGUUCCGAUAUUUCUAUGCUCGCGAAUAUUGAAAAAGGUCCGAAAGAGUUUGACAGAAGGAAUACUUCUCUACACCAGGAAAGAAGUAGUUAUAGCUCAGCUCGAUCGAUUCCUAGAACAUUGUCUAAUCAAGAGAAUAACCGUGUCCUUCAAGGUAUUUCAUCUUCUGGAGCUUCUGAGAGCUCACCUAUGAAGAUGAAGAUUCUAUGCAGCUUUGGUGGUAAAAUAUUACCACGGCCAAGUGAUGGAAAGCUUAGAUAUGUCGGGGGUGAAACACGGAUUAUUAAUAUUAGAAAGGACAUAAGUUGGCCGGAGCUUAUGCUGAAAAUAUCAUCAAUCUAUAGUGAUACUCAUGUAAUGAAGUAUCAGCUCCCUGGAGAAGAUCUUGAUGCCCUAGUUUCAGUAUCUUCUGAUGAGGAUCUGCGGAAUAUGAUGGAGGAAUGUCAUGAUCUACAAAGAAGGAGAGGAUCUUUAAAGCUUAGGAUGUUCCUAUUCUCUAUAAAUGAUUUGGAUGAUACUCAGUUUGGUCUAGGUAGCGUGGAUGGUGAUUCCGAAAUCCAGUAUGUAGUUGCUGUUAACGGCAUGAACAUGGAAUCAAGAAGCAACUCUAUCCUUCAUAAUGUCGGAAGUUCUAAUAAUAUACAUGAAUUAGACAGACAAAGUAUUGGCAAGGAGACUAAAAGAAUUGCGGUAGAAUCAUAUGGUGUCGGAAGUUCGUCCUUGACUGGCAAUGUUAACUCCGUAUUGAAGACAAUUCAGCCUUCGCAACCGAUGCUGCCAACCUCCUCAAAUGCUUAUGAAGCCUAUCCAUUCUUUUAUGAUGAUCAAAUCAAUCACCAUGGGGGAACUAGUCAAUAUCCAAUACACCAAGGCCCUUAUCCUUCUAACAAAUCCGCUCGCAAUCUUGGAGAGGUUCCAGUUUCUUUGCCUACUAAUGGUCUUGUAAACCAAGGAAUCGUGAGCGAAGCGCAAGUGUCCGGUGAGUUGCAAGUACAAAUUUCUGAUAUUCCAUCAAUGCAGGUUAAAAGAAAGGGUGAUAAUGUCAUUCAUACAGGGAACGAUCGAGGAAAAGUUUUAACAACAGAAGCACCGUAUCCUAUUCCUACGCAUCAGUUCGAGGGAAGUUUGCAAGGUAAUUUAUCAGAGGCACCGGUUCCAGCUGCUGUAUCAGAAGUGCUUCAUGCUGCAUUUCCAUUAGAAAACAAGAGUAAGCACCAGCCAUCUGAAGAUUCCUCUUCAUUGAUUAGUCCUGUGAAUCCUACACAGAUUUCAAGAUCUGGUGAAGAUGACUUCUAUACUGCAUCCGCAGAUGCAUUCAGUCGUGCUCUUGUUGAUGCCGAGUCGAAUGUGAUUGAUUUCAGUUGCCUUGAACCACCCCCACUUCCUAAUAGAGUAUACUAUUCAGAGAGAAUUAUUCACAGGGAGCAGGCAGAUUUGUUGAACCGGUCUGCAAAGUCAGAAGAUGCAUAUGGUUCUCACUUACUCAUGUCGGAUUUACUUUCUGAUUUGAACCAUAUGAAUUCAGUUAAUGAAUCCAGCGACAGUUUACACAACGAGAAUUUGUCAAAUCUUAACACGGUGUCCAACUCAUCUGAAAAGCAUGGCCAUACCAUCAGCAAACAAUUGCCUGAUGCAACAAGUAAGGGGAAUACAAAGUUAUAUCAGCUCGUGGAUUCUGAUUUGAAGCCUGUAUUAGCAGAUAACAAAAUUUCGAGACACGAGGAUCAGGUCCGUGGUUCAGAAAAUGAGACAAGCAUCUCCAAAGAUGACCAUAAGAUUCUCCAAGUUGAUGAAACCAAGGGCAUUGGGAAUCUAGCAUUUCGCCGAGUUCCUUCUGUUGAACAUAAUGAGAAUCUAGCAUCUAAGGUCCAAGCACCACCUCUUGAUGUUAAAUCCAAACCUUCUCCGGGUGACAUUCUGAUUGACAUUGACGACAGGUUUCCCCGCGAUUUCCUUUAUGAUAUGUUUUCGAAAGCAAUUCAUUCUGAAGAUUCUUCAAACAUUAGUCCAUUGCAAGCUGAUAGAGCAGGUUUGAGCUUAAAAAUGGAUAAUCAUGAGCCUAAAAGUUGGUCAUAUUUUCAGAAGUUGGCACAUGAAGGGUUUGAUAAUGUUUCUCUAAUUGAUCAGGAUAAUCUUGUUUCUCUAAUGGACAGUAAGUUAAAGCACUCAGCUCCUCUACCAGCAGAUGCUGUUAUUAUGACAGCAAACAAGGAAUCAAACCUAAAUUUUGGAGACGAAAAUCAGAAUAUCUUACCUGUAAUAACUAAAUCAGAAGCUAUUGUUUUUCAUCCUGAAAAUAAACAUUCUGAACUUAAGGGAAAUGAAAAUAAGAACAUCAACACAACGGUGGAAAAUGUUAGACCACAGGAAUCUGAAUAUCAGGAUGGCAAUAACGAGACAAGGGAUGUUGGUGUAGCUCCUCAAGAAAUUAGUUUCGAGGAAUUUGACAUUAGUACUUUGCAGAUCAUAAUGAAUGCGGAUCUUGAAGAGCUGAGAGAAUUGGGCUCUGGUACUUUUGGGACUGUGUAUCAUGGAAAAUGGCGGGGAUCAGAUGUCGCAAUUAAAAGAAUAAAGAAAAGUUGCUUCUCUGGCCGGUCUUCUGAACAAGAGAGACUGACCAUAGAGUUCUGGCGGGAAGCGGACAUACUUUCCAAGCUUCAUCAUCCAAAUGUGGUGGCAUUUUAUGGGGUAGUUCAAGAUGGACCAGGAGGAACAAUGGCAACUGUUACAGAAUACAUGGUGGAUGGUUCUCUUCGGCAUGUUUUGCUACGGAAGGAUAGGUAUCUUGAUCGCCGCAAGAGGCUGAUAAUUGCCAUGGACGCAGCUUUUGGAAUGGAGUAUUUACAUGCAAAAAAUAUUGUUCAUUUUGACUUGAAAUGUGAUAAUUUGCUUGUGAACUUGAAGGAUCCUUUAAGGCCAAUAUGCAAGGUAGGCGAUUUUGGCCUGUCAAAAAUUAAGCGAAAUACCCUGGUGACUGGUGGUGUGCGUGGAACUCUACCUUGGAUGGCACCAGAGCUGCUGAAUGGGAGCAGCAAUAAGGUUUCUGAAAAGGUUGAUGUGUUCUCCUUUGGCAUUGUAUUAUGGGAGAUUCUUACCGGUGAGGAGCCAUAUGCUAAUAUGCACUAUGGUGCCAUUAUAGGCGGUAUUGUGAACAAUACAUUAAGACCUUCAAUCCCAAGUUAUUGUGAUCUAGAAUGGAGAACAUUAAUGGAGCAGUGUUGGGCACCUAACCCUGCUGUCAGGCCAUCCUUUACAGAAAUUGCGCGCCGCUUGCGCGUGAUGUCUGCAGCUGCUAGUCAGACCAAAGGACAGGGACACAAGGCAUCUAAAUGAUAAUCAACAGAUUUGAUCUGAUGCACACAUAUGUAUGUAUUAAAUAUUAAAUACAUUCAAUUGAGCUAUAAAAAAUGUAUAUGAUUUAAAACUAUAUGAGGGACAUCUAUAGCUGUUUGUAUUGUAAUUUCCUGCUGUAUCCAUCUAUAGUUUCUGUUGCUGAUUGUAUAUAUAUGUCAAUAUGUGUGAAACCAUAUAUUAUAGGAUUGUUCAACAACAUUUGGACUUAUAUUGUUAAUUUCAGUGUGUAUUGUGUA
This is a messenger RNA of Cicer arietinum (chickpea), 4489 nucleotides long. RefSeq lists its product as uncharacterized. Gene Ontology annotation, biological process: signal transduction; protein phosphorylation. Gene Ontology annotation, cellular component: cytoplasm. Lineage: Eukaryota; Viridiplantae; Streptophyta; Magnoliopsida; Fabales; Fabaceae. Gene Ontology annotation, molecular function: ATP binding; protein binding; protein kinase activity. The record is from RefSeq and is a predicted model, not a curated record.